This is a messenger RNA of Purpureocillium lilacinum, 2712 nucleotides long. RefSeq names its product mitofusin. NCBI's taxonomy places the organism in Eukaryota, Fungi, Ascomycota, Sordariomycetes, Hypocreales, Ophiocordycipitaceae. Gene Ontology annotation, cellular component: mitochondrial outer membrane. Gene Ontology annotation, biological process: mitochondrial fusion; mitochondrion localization. Gene Ontology annotation, molecular function: GTPase activity; GTP binding. The record is from RefSeq and is a predicted model, not a curated record.
AUGAGCCAGGACUACUUUUCCCCCAAGGGCAAAUCCCCCGCUCGCCCCGACUCCGACACCGAUGCGCCCAAGGAUGCCGCCUCGCCACCCUCCGCGGUCCCCGGCUACAUGACCGUUGGCAACGGCUCUACCUCUGAACACGCGGCGCGUCUUCAGAGCCUACUCGACGCGGAUUCUGGCUACGGCGGGAGCGUGACUGGCGAGGACCAUCACCACACAACCGCGCCGGCUGCGUCGGGCCACACUUGGGACAUGGCGAUGCAUCACGACCGACCCCAGUCUGGCGCGCUGCAUCAGAUGUGGUACAACUCGCAGCGCGCGACACUCGGCCGCUCCAUCAACAAGGUUCUGGAGCUCCUGGAACAUUUGCAAGAGAUGAACGCGUCCUGGCCGGCGCACUACCCCUCUGUCCAACGAGCCGACACCUCUUCGUCUUCCGAGCGGCCCUCGUCCCGCCCCGGCCUCAACCAUGCGCACUCGAUGAUGGGCGACGGACCGGCCGCAUCCGCUACGGCAGACCCCCCUCCGGUCCUGCGACGAUCCAUGACUUCGCUGGAGAACGCUUCAGCCGAGUCUAGUCGAGCCGCCGAGAACCGGAGCAUCCCCGAGCCACGGCUUGUGUCGCCUCAGAUCGCCCAAGAAUUUUCCAUUUUGAAGCUCGACUUGAAGUUGGGCGCACUACACCAGGCCGAACUGGUUCACUCGUUGGAGAAGGGCUCCAUUGCGUCGCUUCUAGACGGCAAAAUCAGCUCGAGCAUCAAGCAUCUGCUUUCGCUCCGGGAGCGUAUCGAAGACACCUCCAGCAAGGUCCUCAUCACGGGCGACCUGAAUGCCGGUAAAUCCACCUUCUGCAAUGCGCUCCUGCGACGCAAGGUGCUUCCCGAGGACCAGCAGCCCUGCACUGCCAUAUUUUGCGAGGUGCUAGAUGCGAGAGAAAACGCCAAUAUCGAGGAAGUUCAUGCCGUCCACAAGGACGCCACGUACAGCAGGAACGACGAGUCUACCUACGAUGUGUUUAGCCUGAACGAGUUGGAAAAGAUUGUGACGGAUAACGAGACGUAUACCCAGUGCAAGGUAUACGUCAAGGAUGUGCGGACGAUCGACGAGUCGUUGUUGAACAACGGCGUCGUGGACAUUGCGCUCAUCGAUGCACCCGGCCUCAACUCGGACACGACAAAGACGACAGCCAUCUUUGCGCGCCAGGAAGAGAUCGACGUGGUUGUCUUUGUCGUUUCGGCGGCGAACCACUUUACCCAGUCCGCCAAGGAGUUCAUUUGGGCGGCUGCUGCGGAGAAGGCGUACAUCUUCAUCGUCGUCAAUGGCUAUGACACCAUCAAGGACAAGGAUCGGUGUCAAAAACUGAUUCUCGAUCAGGUGGCCGGCCUCAGCCCGCGCACGCACAAGGAGUCAUCUGAGCUUGUGCACUUCGUCUCGAGCAAUGCCAUCCCGGCGGGGCCGUCUCCCCCGGGUGGUCCCGGCGGAAGUGGUGGUGCAAGCGGCAGCUCCAGUGGUGGUGGUGACGACCCGGGAGACGACGGUGGCAAGGGUAAAGGCAAGGAUAUGGACAAGGUCCGGGACUUCGAGGCUCUGGAACAGUCCUUGCGCCGAUUUGUCCUCGAGAAGCGGGCUCGGUCCAAGCUGGCGCCCGCAAGGACGUACCUGCUGAACAUCCUUAACGACGUCAACACCUUGGCGACAGUCAACCAAGAAGUCGCUCAGUCAGAAAUGGAGCGAGUCACACGGGAACUCAAGGAGCUUGAACCUCAACUCGAGUCCAGCCGCAAGGCCAGGUCGGAAGUGGGCGAACAGAUCGACCACAACAUCGAAGAUACGUGCAAGGAGGUUUACGACCACACGCGCGCCGAGCUGAACCAGGCUAUUGGCCAGGCUGGGAGGACCAACUACGACGUUCCCUAUCCAGGCUUCCUAGGCGCAUUCCAGUACGCCGAGGAUCUGAAGGAAGCAAUGCUUUCUCACAUCGGCGACGCGGUCACGAAUUGCGAGGAGCACGCGAGAUCCAGAACUGUCAAGGGAGUCAACGCAAUCAAGCAGCUUGGCCUUCUCCACGUUGGAGAUGAGUUUCAGAACCUGCAGUUCCGCCCGGACGUCAUGUUCCGCCGCAAGCGUGACGCGCUCGCCCGUCAAGUCGACAUUCACACCGAGCUGUGGGACUUUGUCGACUGGUCGACUCUUUUGCAGCGCCAGGAGAAGUUUGCGGGAACAGGCAUGGCUCUCACAGUUGCCGGUGCUGUUGUGCCGCGAAUGAUUGGGAUGAAUACCUGGAUGGACCAGGCACUGACAGCCACGCGCGUCUUGAGCAACGACAACCUGCGGCAACUCAUUCUGCCCGGGAUUGUCAUAGCCGCCGUUGCUGCGUCCGCCUACAUUCUUCAGCAGAUUCCCAACUCAUUGCCACCCCGUUUGGCUACCAAGAUCUCUACUCAGCUCGAAGAGCUCGAUUACGUGCACGCCAACUCGUCACGAAUCUCCUCCUCGGUGCGCAAGGUCCUGCGCUUCCCGGCUGACAACCUCCGAGUUGGGCUGGAUCAGAGCGUCAAGGACCUGGGCACCCGGCGGGAUGAGACGGUCAAGGUCAAGGCCGAGAGCGAGCGCGCAAGCAAAUUCUUCCGAACCCUCGUCGGCGAGAGCGAGGUGCAGCGCAGCAUGGUCGAGGGCGUCGACCUGGACGCACCGCCCCCCGGCAUGCACUGA